AUGGCUCCCACAACACAUUCCGCAUUUCUGGACAUGCUUCCGCCCGAACUCCGUAUCAACAUCUACUCGCACCUGCUCGUCGCCUCAACGCCCCUCAAAGGCCAACUCGCGCGACAGGACAAAACAUACGACCUGCACACAGCCAUUCUGCGAACAAACCGACAAAUUCACCACGAAGCGCGAUCCGUCUUCUUUGGCAAAAACACCUUUUACAUCACAUCCAUCCCACCAUCUCAACCGGGCGGAGACCACGAUGACGACUACGAAGAAGAAGAAGGGUCCGGAGCCUUUGAGCCGCCACUGCAACUCCGCGAUCUCCCACUCGUCCGGCAUCUGGAGAUAGAUUUGCUCUACUACCCACGUAGCAUGCAGACGAUUCGCGACCGGCGGACGGGCAUCUGGAAACCCGUGUGCGUCGGUGCGCAGCGCUAUAGCACAAGCUUAUCUUAUCUCCUUUCCGCCGUCGAAACGCGCCUGCUGAGUCUCAAGCUGUGCGCUGACACGCGGCGGUAUCUCGAUGAGCCUGCUGUGGUUGUUGGCAUUGGCAAUGAUAGUAGUAGCAGCAACAAUGACGACAGGGUAGAGGCCCAGCGAAUACUAACAGGCUUCUACAUGGCCGAUGCCAAUCCACUAUUCCGCAAGGCGCUAGCGCGCCUGCACGUCGCUGACAUGGCUCUUCAUUUCGACUUUCCGGAAAGUUACUUUGACUUUGUUGUCCUGAAGAAGGUCUUGUGUCGCCAGAACUUGGUCGAGCUGGCGGGCCAGGUGCUCGAUGUCAGGUCAGACAUCCGCUUCAAGACCGCUGCUAAGCAAGAGGCCGGCGCCGACGACGCAUACGACAUUCCCGACCAGGGCGCUGUUACCUUGAUACCCGCGUUUUCCUCUUCCCCUUCCGUCUGA
This is a messenger RNA of Bipolaris victoriae FI3, 900 nucleotides long. RefSeq lists its product as hypothetical. The coding region runs from base 1 to 900 and encodes 299 amino acids. Lineage: Eukaryota; Fungi; Ascomycota; Dothideomycetes; Pleosporales; Pleosporaceae. The transcript has 3 exons. The record is from RefSeq and is a predicted model, not a curated record.